AUGGAACUAAACGUUGGAGAUAUUGUUAAGUGCCCAUAUCAACAGGCAUGUGUCCGUUGGAUAGGUGCAGUGCAAAAUUUAGAAAUGGUUGGUUUAAGUUUAACAGAUGGUACUCUAGUAGGCUAUACAGAUGGUAUUUGUCCAAUAGAUAAUGUCAAAUAUUUUGAUUGUAAACCUCAAACAGGUUUUUAUAUUAUGCGUACAGUGUUGGAUAAUACAUAUGAAAUUAAAAAAAUCCACAAUGGUUCAAAUGCUCUGUCAGAAGAUGAAAAUUUUGAUAGUGCAAGACAAUCAUUGGAUAGUGACACAGGAGAAGAUUUAACCACAAUACCAACAGAAAAGUUUCGUCCAAAAAACACGUUGAACCCGUCAUCUCCAACCACACCCGGAAUUGGUUUUCUUCGACGCAUUUUAACAACGGAAUCGCAAUCACAAGAUGAUAACAGUCCUAGAACACCGGCAACUAUUGAUAAUCUAACCACAUCGCCUCCAACAUUUUCCACUCGUUUAUCUUUGGGUUCCUUCACAUUACCAAAUGCAACAAAUACUAAUUAUUCAUCAAAUUCGCAUACUGAUGGAAAUAUUCUAUUACCAAACACUUCAAAUGAUGAAAUAAAAAAUUUCCAUCAACAUCAGUUUGAACAAAAAAUCACAAGAGAGUCUACAACAUAUUCGUUCUAUGAUCAAGCCAAUGAUGAUGAUGAUGAAAGUGAUAAUUAUAAAAAUAAACCGGUUUAUCGUCCAGAGAAUUAUUCGUCAAAUCAUGAAGGUGAAUUGCAAUUAUAUGAAUGGACGGUACAAGAACAAAAUGACGAUCUGGCAUCAACUAGUCCCGAUAUGGAUGAACUUCAAUAUAAUGAUGAUACAAACCAUUAUAGUAGUGAUUAUUUUCUUGAUGAUAUGGAUUUAUUCCAGUUAAAAUGUUUAUUAAAUGAAAUUUCUCAAGAUUCAAACAUAUGUCUGAAUAUUCAUGAAAACAACUGUUCUGUUCAAGACAUAAUUGAUGAGCAAAUCAACAGUCUAUUGCCGCUUUCUACUGACGUACACAUCGAUCUUAAAGUUGAAAUAAUUAGAUUAUUUGGUUCUAUCGAUUGUAUUUAUCCAUCGCGUACCAUUCGAAUGAACAAUCAAGAUUAUUUGUUGUUGGCCAUAUUGUGUGAAUCUAAACAGAAAAACAGUGCCUUUUUGCGAACAACACACGGUUGGGUGUAUUCAGAUGAUAAAACAGAACCAUAUGUUGUUCACAAUGUAACAGCUUUAAUCAAUGGUCAAAAGAAUAUCAUUGAUAAUAAUGAUCAAAAUCGACUCUGCCAGUAUUUACUCAAACACAGUUGUUUUCUUUAUUAUAAACUAGUUUGA
Didymodactylos carnosus is the source of this 1359-nucleotide messenger RNA. The record is from the annotation of a GenBank genome assembly. NCBI's taxonomy places the organism in Eukaryota, Metazoa, Rotifera, Eurotatoria, Philodinida, Philodinidae.